Phyllopteryx taeniolatus (common seadragon) is the source of this 2727-nucleotide messenger RNA. RefSeq names its product tissue factor-like. NCBI's taxonomy places the organism in Eukaryota, Metazoa, Chordata, Actinopteri, Syngnathiformes, Syngnathidae. Gene Ontology annotation, biological process: blood coagulation. Gene Ontology annotation, cellular component: membrane. The record is from RefSeq and is a predicted model, not a curated record. The transcript is spliced from 7 exons. Bases 105 to 971 code for a protein of 288 amino acids. Gene Ontology annotation, molecular function: protein binding.
CCCCUCAGUUUCCCCAAAUUCAGAUCCCACACGCUUUGAGACAUUGUAGCUUCAACAUUCUUUUCCUGUUCAACAACUUCACAGCUUGACGGAUAAAGGAAUUGAUGUGCUGUAACAUGGCCUCAUUGAAACAAAUUCUUUAUCUUGGAGUCUGCAUGUCUGCCUGGAUGAUCACUGUUGCAGAUGAACAUGCGCCCAAAGCAGAGAAUGUACGUUGGGUGUCUCUGGAUUUUAAAACUCUCCUCAUGUGGACUCCAACACCAUCGAACUACACUUUCACUGUCCAGUACUCUUGGGACGACAGUGACUGGAUGAAAAGUCCCAACUGCAUUCAAAUAUCAGAGACGGAAUGUGAUCUGUCCAAUGAACUUGAACCCCUCCGCAGGACAUUUGUUGCUGACAUCCAAACAGAACCUGUCCAUAACACUGACUUUGAGCUGGACGAGUUCCCUCACACUAAUUCACCACCCUUCACCCCCUACGGACAGAGUGAGAUCAGUGCUGCAGAAUUCACCGUGGAAGUUGCGGAAGAGGGUAGAGUGAGUGUGACCAUCGAAGAUCCUCUAACCAGUUUUCAUAAAUACGGAAAGCAACUCACCAUCAGAGACAUUCUCAAGAAUGACCUCCAGUACAAGAUCAGCUAUUACAAGUCUGGAAAUACAGGAAAGAGAGACAUCAUAUUUAAGUCCAAUCGAGGAGAGGUGUCUGGGUUGGAUCCCGGUCAGAGUUACUGCUUCAUGGUGGCAGCUUUCAUUCCUUCAAGAUCCAAACUGUACCAGCAAGGAGCCUGGAGCAUCCAGCAGUGCACUCCUGGACAGAAGAAUGUCUUGCAAGAGCUGAGUCUUGGAGCUUUGGUUGGUGGACUUUUUCUCCUGGCAAUAGUCCUCAUUGUCAUCAUCACAGUGACAGUUCUAUGUUGCAGACGAAGAAACAGAACCUCCCGAAUGUCUCAGUCAUCUACAGUUAUUUAAUUCUUUUUAUCAAAACGUGUGUGUGUGUGUGUGUGUGCGUGUGCGCGCGUGCUUGCAUGCAUGCACACAUCCACAUGCAUGGCGUGAGGCCUAUUUAAAAAAAAACAAAAAAUCUUCUUAACCCCCCUAAAUGAUUUGGUUGCUUAAAAAAAAAAUAAAAAAACAAGUACCAACACAUGAAUGUUGUUAUUAAUGUUUGAAUUGGGAGUCAAGAAGAACAUUCUGAAAUAUUGUCACCAAAGGUAAGCUGGUCUUCCUCUUUGUCUGUGUUCACUCCAAGGACAACAUUUGAUACUCCUCUGCAAUACUCUCGUGUUGCACGGAGCCCCAGACAUGACAUGGGGAACUUUUUUUAAUUCUGGACAUAAAACGAUACUUUGUGGCCACGAAAUAGGUAUAACUUGCGCACGAAAUAUGAAAUUAUGCGUUUAACAUCGUUCCCAUGAAAACUAAUUAAAUAAGAUACGGCAUAUUCCGUAUUCCAAUAGGCCACAUUAAAAGACUUUAAAGUGAGCUCCGAAUGAAAUGACAAAUACAUUAAAUUUUACAACUACUGACCUCUACUACUGAAAUAUAGUGGUAUCUAUAUUUAUAAUUUAUUCCUAUAAGUUUCCAAAAAUACCCUAAUUUGAUACACUGUCGCCGCCGUGUUGAACGAUGAGGUGGAAUGGCUGCUGUUUGGACGUUGUUGCUCUCUGCGCAGCGAUGCGCGCCACCUGCGAACAACUUUUCUCGUCAGUGAAAAGAGUUCAAAAUGCGAUACUGCACCGCUUUUGGAUGCAAUGUCCAAUCAGGACGGAAUGCAAAACAGGAGGUAAGCCUUCACAGCUUUCCCAAAGAGAGAAAGCCGAGCUGCCGUCCUGCGUUCUCGUCACCUCAGGCCAGAUUCUUAGGUUUUAUUGUUUCCUUACGAGGAGCCGACACGGCCGCGUGUCACAAGCGAAAGCUGAGCGAAAAGACUCGAAAGACGGGAGGCUCCAUCAGCCCACUUUAGCAGUAGCUACAAAUACACCACGGAAUAUGAGCAAGUGGAGUUUCUUCACGGCCGUCGCCGCCGUCGUCGUCGUCCUCAUUUCCCUGCUCACGCUCCGGCUUCGACUGAAAUGGCCUGAACAGCGUUCACCGCUGCCAUGGGCUGCUACCGCGGCGACUGCUAAAAACUCAUCCCCAUUUGACGUCACUACCCAGAUAGAAUAUGUAUCAAAAUAUAUAAAUGAAAGAAAGUUGUAUCUUAGGGUUAUUUUACUCAAGUUGAAAGAGAUCAUAUACACCAAACGUCGUUGCAAUCGGAGUUCACCUUAAAGCAUGUCUCCCGCCCACACGUCGUGUCUGGGGAUCCGUAUUAUUGUUGGAGCCUUUUUGAUUUUAGAUUUCACAUUUCAAAAAAAUGUACAACCUUCUUGACCAUGUUGUGUGUUGCACUAGCUAAACAUUGUAUCUUGAGGUUGAGAACGUGGGAGUAGGAAAUGAGGUUCACCCCAGACAGAGCACGUGUCAUGAAAUAUUUGACAUUCACCAAUAUGUACUAACCCCAGUUGCAGUUUUCUUAACAUGGGUUUAAGCCUUUUAUUUAUACUGUAAUUCUUUGGAAUUCCUCAAGCAUGUUUCACGUGAGGUCCAUCUUGUGAAAUGAAAGCUGCAUUAACGAACUUCUGUCACUGACCUCUGUGAUUUCAUUUUCAUGGAUGUCAUUUCUGAAUAAAGCUAACUUUUGUUGAUCAAAAGUAUGCCAAUAAAAGGACAAUUUUAAGAUGAA